AUGAAUGAACAGCAACAACUGGCACAGGCGCAGUCACAGUCACAGUCACAGGCACAGGCACAGGUGCAGUCGCAGUCGCAGUCACAGAAAAGCCAAAUCCAACAAGCUCAGCAAGCUCAGCAGGCUCAGCAAUCACUUCAAGCUCAGCAGUAUCAACAAUCUAGCUUUCAACUGACCUUGACACAAACUUUACCCACAAACAACCCACUCCUACCGCCAACUUCAGCAAGUGCAUCCAAUUCUCAUUUACACCACCAUUUCCAAUCAGGUAUACCGAAUCAUAUGCCAACGAUUCCGCAUCCUACAUUAAUGGCAUCGAAUUCGAUUCUAACGUUGGGUCCAUUUAAACACCGCAAGGAUUUAACCAGGGAAUCGGUAUUGUCCACAUAUCAGGUUAUUGGCUAUAUAGCGUCGGGCACAUACGGGAAAGUAUACAAAGCUAAGUUACGUUGUGAUCUGAACAAGAAGGAUCAAGAGGGAGAAGGCAUUAAAGGAGAUGUGACGGAUUUGAAUGGCAAUAGAAUGGUGAAAAGUGGCCUUGUUGAGGGGAAACUAAAGAGAUCUUUGAAUGAAGUCGAGGCCAAGGGUGAAGUGACGCAUGGAGAUUCUCGCCGACUGGAUUCCGCCGCUGCUGGAUUACCACAAUACUAUGCGAUAAAAAAGUUCAAAAGCGACAACCAUCAUGGAAAUAACAAUAACAAUAAUAACAACAACAACAACAACAACAACAACAGCGGUAACAAUAAUAUUGUCAAUUUAAAUGUAAAGAACAGCUCGACCCAUGAUCUUACCGGGAACGAGACAGUACACUACACGGGCAUAAGUCAAAGUGCCAUACGGGAAAUGUCACUUUGUCGCGAGUUAAACAAUAAAAAUAUCACCAGACUUAUCACUAUCAUUCUUGAGAAUAAAAGCAUUUAUAUGGUUUUUGAAUUUUGUGAACACGAUUUAUUGCAAAUCAUUCAUUAUCAUUCCCACCCCGAGUUGAAACCCAUACCAUUACAAACAAUCAAAUCUCUUACAUGGCAAAUAUUGGACGGAGUUACAUUUUUACACAAGAAUUGGAUAUUUCACCGAGAUUUAAAACCAGCAAAUAUAAUGGUUACCUCUAAUGGAUGCGUUAAGAUUGGAGAUUUGGGAUUGGCGCGUAAAUUCAAUAAUCCUUUACAAAGUUUGUACACGGGAGAUAAGGUAGUUGUUACGAUAUGGUAUAGGGCACCUGAGCUAUUAUUGGGGACGCGACACUAUACACCAGCGAUUGAUCUUUGGGCAGUUGGGUGUAUCGUUGCCGAACUACUAUCACUUCGACCAAUAUUCAAAGGAGAAGAAGCCAAAAUUGAUAUCAAUAAUAAGAAACUGGUUCCUUUUCAAAAAAACCAGUUUCAGAAAAUCGUGGAGAUCUUGGGUACACCUAAUCUCAGCAACUGGCCACUGAUUAACAAGUACCCUGAGUAUCAGUCAUUUGUUCAGCUGAUCACUACAAAUUAUUCGUCAAGUUUAUCGCAAUGGUACAAGAUGAUUGGAGGAAAUAACAAGCAAUGCCUUGAAUUAUUAUAUGGAUUGUUAAAGUAUGAUCCUGAGGUGAGGUUAACUGCAGAUCAAGCAUUAGUUCAUCCGUUUUUUUUGGAGUUGCCUAAAGUUAGCGAAAAUGCAUUUGAAGGGUUGGAUUUGAAGUAUCCCAAUAGGAAGAUUUAUGCUGAUGAUCAUGAUAUGGUUCAAGGAGGAGGAAUAAAAGGAGGAGGAGGAGGAGGUGGUGGUGGUGGUGGUGGAGCAGGAGCAGUAGCAGCGGGAGCAGUAGCAGCAGCAGGAGGAGUAGCAGCAGCAGGAGGAGGAGGAGUAAAAGGAGCCGCAGGCGCAGGCAAUAAUAGCAAUGCAAGUAGUAAGAGAAACGGGAUUGAUGAUGGUGGUAGUAAUAAAAGAAAACGAAUUUAG
Molecule: messenger RNA, 1932 nt
Organism: Lodderomyces oxycetoniae
Lineage: Eukaryota; Fungi; Ascomycota; Pichiomycetes; Serinales; Debaryomycetaceae
Gene: SSN3
Product: cyclin-dependent serine/threonine protein kinase
Exons: 1
Coding region: 1-1932 (643 amino acids)
Biological process (GO): protein phosphorylation
Cellular component (GO): nucleus; mediator complex
Molecular function (GO): ATP binding; cyclin-dependent protein serine/threonine kinase activity
Source: RefSeq, a predicted model, not a curated record